AGCUCAGUCCGGGCCGAAGAGCGCCUGGCCGAAGGAGGGCGCCCGGGUCCUUCAGGGUCUCCGCCCGCCUCUGCCUCCCUCCUCCCUCCCUCCCUUCUCCCUCCCCGAGGAGCUUCGAGAGGCGGCCCACGCCCACGCUUUGCUUGCCCGGCGGCAGGAGCGGAGCCCCAGCUCGGAGGGAAGGAGGCAUGUGGCCAGGAGGCGACUGAGAGAGAGCCCGGCUGCCUUGGAUGUCAUUCCCUACUUCAGGAUGAAUGAAUGCCACUAUGAUAAGCGUAUGGACUUUUUUUAUAACAGAAGUAAUGCAGCCACAGCAGAUGAAUGGUCUGGGACAUCCCUUGUCAUUGUUUUAUGCUUUGGGACUUUCUUUUGCCUCUUCAUUUUCCUUUCAAAUUCACUGGUCAUAGCGGCUGUGGUCAAAAACAAGAAAUUUCACUUCCCAUUCUACUAUUUGCUAGCCAACCUAGCUGCAGCUGACUUUUUUGCUGGCAUUGCCUACGUGUUUUUGAUGUUCAACACUGGCCCAGUCUCAAAAACAUUGACUGUCAAUAGGUGGUUUCUGCGUCAGGGACUUUUGGAUACAAGCCUGACAGCUUCUCUGGCCAAUUUGUUGGUCAUUGCUGUGGAGCGGCACUUGUCUGUUGUGCGGAUGAGGGUCCACAGUAACCUCACAAAGAAGAGGGUCACUUUUUUCAUCCUGUUGAUCUGGGCCAUAGCCAUUUUCAUGGGUGCAGUGCCCACAUUGGGCUGGAACUGUCUUUGUGACAUUUCAAGCUGCUCUUCCCUGGCUCCUAUUUAUAGUAGGAGUUACUUGAUAUUCUGGACAGUCUCCAACCUGGGAGUUUUCUUCAUCAUGGUGGUGGUGUACAUAAGGAUCUACAUGUACGUCCAGAGGAAAACCAACGUUUUAUCCCCACACACAAGUGGAUCCAUCAGCCGCAGGAGAACUCCAAUGAAGCUUAUGAAGACUGUCAUGGCAGUGUUAGGUGCAUUCGUUGUAUGUUGGACUCCCGGUCUUGUCGUUCUCCUUCUCGAUGGCUUGAAUUGCACUCGUUGUGAGGUUCAGAAUGUGAAAAGGUGGUUCCUUCUGCUGGCUCUGCUGAAUUCGGCUAUGAAUCCAAUCAUUUACUCUUUUAAAGAUGACGAAAUGUCAAGUACUAUGAGACGCAUGAUCUGCUGCUCUUUUGAGGACAGAAACCAAGAGCGCCGGUCUUCCAGGAUUCCCUCCACAGUGUUCAACAGGAGCACAGAUUCCUCCAGCCAAUAUUUUGAAAAUGGCAUUGGCCAAGGGAUUAUCACGAGCAAAGAAAAUGCCUGAGCAAACCUUGUUUUUCUUGAAAUGGUGAACUACAGCAGGGAGUGAGGUGCAAUGUCAGCAGGGGGAAUAAACUCUGAACUGGCUGAGAUCCACUGACCCCAACUCUUAAUGUUGGAACACUAGAAGACUGGAUUCCGGGAACCAAAACCCAAAUCAAAGGGUUACCUGACAUAUUUGUAAAUAAUUACUAGCUAUGGAAAAAUGCACUUGAAGGGACGAAAAAGAAAAGGAUGAGUGUUUUUAUUCUACAGUGCUUCUUUAAGUGCAGAGAAAGCCCAAUCCCAUGCUUGCAGUGUAAAGUAGUAUAGUCCAGGAGGACAAAUCAUGUUACCAACAUCAGGAAUCUGUUGUGGAUAUUGGUAGCAGCAGUCCCCUGACUAUUCUUCCUAUGCAUCUAUCUUGGAGGACAUUUCUCACUGCUAACGUGGUCUGUUAUCCUCAUAUCUAGCUCUUUUUUUCCAUUUCCAAGUUGGUAGUUUUGUCAGCUUCUUUACAGCAACAGGGGUGGAGGUUCCAUCUUAUCCUUCAUCAAAAGUAGUUACCUUAUUGAGAGCCAAGCCAGAAUUGCCAUCUGGUCCCAUGUGCAUGCUUCCUUCAAAGAAAGUUUGCCAAAGUGGAAUGUGACCCAAAUAAAUGCCCUGAAUUGUAGCACAACGUCCCCUUUGAACUUGGUGGGACUUGUUUCUGGUUACUGCAGUGUACAUUGUGCAUGUACCCACAAUUAAACAUUUCAAUAAGUAUUUUUCAGGACAGGAGUGCAUGUUGUAAAACCUAAGUUAAUGUUGUUUGUGUGCAUUUUUUAUCCCAGUGUCAUGGUUUCUAGGCAAGCCAAAUUCCUUCUAAAGGGAAAGGGGAGUACAAUAAACAUCUGAAGUAAAGUAAGAGCAUGUGGUGACCUCCCUGUCUGCCAAAUCAUUCCACACAUCUGAGACUUUUGUGGUUUGUUAAUAUUCAUGGACAUUUGCUCUUCUAAAUCAUCUCCUACCACUUCCAUUGAAGGGCUGACUUUGCAGGUUAAGGGUGGAAUCUUUUCAAACCUUUAAUCUUAUCUAACAACCAUUAUAAGCCCAUAACUCUGUUGUCAAUGGAAGAUCCCUGAAAGUUCAGUUAGCAGUGCGGGAGUUCUGAAAAACUGGGCUUUCAAAAAGUGUGAAUUUUAGAAAACCGUGUAGUUAAUGUUAAGACAAAAACCAAAACCUUGUGUCAGAAUACAUCUGGAAUACUGUGUCCAGUUCUGGGCACCACAAUUUAAGGGUGAUGUUAACAAGCCGGAAUGUGUCCAGAAGAGGGUGAUUAAAAGGAUCAAGGGUCUGGAGAACAAGUCCUAUGAGGAGAGGCUUAAAGAGUAGGGCAUGUUUAACCUGCAGAAGAGAAGGCUGAGAGGAGACAUGGUGAGGGCCAUAUAUAAAUAUGUAUAAAUAGGGAGCAAGCUUGUUUUCUGAUGCCUUGGAGACUAGGGCACGGAACAAUGGCUUCAAACUGCAGGAAAGGAAAUUUCACAUGAACAUUAGGAAGAACUUCCUGACUGAGAGCUAAUUCAGCAGUGGAACUCUCUGCCCCAGAGUGUGACGGAGGCUCCUUCUUUGUUAGAGGCUUUUAUACAAAGGCUAGAUGGCCAUCUGCCGGGGGGUGCUUUGAAUGCGAUUUUCCUGCUCCUUGGCAGGGGGUUGGACUGGAUGGCCUUGAGGUCUCUUCCAACUCUAUGAUUCUUUAUGUGCACUUGUGUUUUAUGGAUUCAGUUCCCUCUCCGUUUUUUGAAAUCUGAAAGGACACUGUCAAGGGCAUGAAUUUGUACAUAAUUGUAUUCCAAUAUAUGUAUGUUUAUUUGUUUUGAAAUCCUAAUUCAUUUGUAUAGAUUAAUUUCCACACUGUGUUUUUAAAGUGGUUUUAUUGUC
Molecule: messenger RNA, 3213 nt
Organism: Anolis sagrei ordinatus
Lineage: Eukaryota; Metazoa; Chordata; Lepidosauria; Squamata; Anolidae
Gene: LPAR3
Product: lysophosphatidic acid receptor 3
Biological process (GO): regulation of metabolic process; adenylate cyclase-activating G protein-coupled receptor signaling pathway
Cellular component (GO): plasma membrane; cytoplasm
Molecular function (GO): lysophosphatidic acid receptor activity
Source: RefSeq, a predicted model, not a curated record